CCUGCUGGUUCAGUCGGCGGAAAGCGACACCUUAUACAUGUGUCAUUGCAUGAAAAGAACAUUUUGGAGGAAUUUGUCUCGAACAUUGAAGAGAUCUGAGCGGACUCAACAAGGAAGGAAGGAGGAAUAAGGUUGUUGUUUUUUUAAAUACGAGAGGAGGCUUCACAUGGAUACCUGUGCGACCUUUUGAAGGAUUUCUUGCUCCAAGAUUUGGCUUUAAAUUUGAUCACGAUCAAGAGUGUUUCAUUUGGAUCAUCACAAGUGUCGCUGUUGCUCAGUCAAAGAUGGCAGAAAGGGUCAAAUGGUGGAAGGCCUUCAUGCCCAAGAAGAAGGCAGGAGGCCCCAAGGACCAAGCAUCCCCUUACACGUACGGUGCAGACUUUGACCCCUUUGCACAAAACGACAAGUCCAAGGACUCCAAGGCCACCAGUGAGCAGUCUCCGCCCCAGCAAGAGUCCACCAACGGCUCCUGCCUGCUCAGCGACGAGACCUACGACGACUCCCACCUGGAGUCCCUCUUCAACGAGCAGACUUGCCGCAGAAACAUGAAAGUGUCCCGCUCGGGCCGCUUUAAGGAGAAGAGGAGGGUGCGCUCCAGCCUCCCCUUGGAGGACAAAGGCACGGAAAACAUGGCGCCGGGGACAGAAGACUUUCGGUGAUAGCGAUGGAGAGGUGAUGGAGGACAGACAAAUGACUUCACUAAGGGGAGGAAAAGGAGAAGACUGCAUCUUCUUGAGGUGCGCAAAACGUUCUGUAAGUUGGUAGCGAUGGUGAUAAGGAAGACGACGAGGAGCGUAAAGGUGACAGGUUCACAGGAAUAAGGGAGUGUGUGAUUUUUAUAUUGAGCCCCUUUUGCCAGCAGUAUCUCACCUAGUGUGUGGUGUCCCCCUACGUUAUGUCAAAUAUUGCCCCGCGUGAUAAUACACUUUCAUAUAUCUUUUUCCAUGAAGGAUGUGCCUUCUGUGGCCUUGAGCGAUGUUUGUGAAGUUAGGAGUGGAAAUAAAAUGGAUUUAGGAUGAGAAGAACUUCCCACUCAAUGCAUUAUGUUGAUUUUUGAAUGAAGGAUGAAAAUCCAGGAUGUUUUUAACAACCUGAUGGAAGUACAGACCAUGAUGUUAGCCACUGAUGUAUCAAAAGCCACUGAUGUGGGUGUAUUUUUACAAUAUGCCGUUUACGAUCAACCUGUGAAUACUGAAAUGAAGUGAACAUAUGAGCAAUAAAUCUAAUUUUUGCUA
Molecule: messenger RNA, 1235 nt
Organism: Dunckerocampus dactyliophorus (ringed pipefish)
Lineage: Eukaryota; Metazoa; Chordata; Actinopteri; Syngnathiformes; Syngnathidae
Product: proline-rich protein 15-like protein
Exons: 2
Coding region: 285-659 (124 amino acids)
Source: RefSeq, a predicted model, not a curated record